AUGCCGCCCUGCCGCCGAUGUGUCCGGGAGCAAAAGGAAUGCAUCUUGGCGACCUCGAGACGAGGUGGGAGACGGCCCCGGAAGUUUGUCCGGCUCCCGCAGGCGGACGGUGAUGCACUGCUCCCGCACCGCAACGCCCCCGCCGCGCCGUCGUAUGAUUCGCUGGCCGGCGUCGACGGCGCCAGUUCCUCGGCCAUCAGCCACGCGGAGGAGCGGCGGAACCAACGCUCGGCGAGCCCCGAGUCCCCUCCUCGUCGCGACGAGCAGCCGUGGUCGUGCUCGCCGGGAGACGACGAUGCGUCCGGCCGCCGCCCGGCGAGCUGGCCCGGAUCCGCAUCCCAGCCCGACAGCCCCGGCGGCCAGUCGACGCGGUCCCUCAACAGCUCCGGCGACAUCGAGGGCCACAUCACCUCCAGCGACCUCCUCAACCCCUCCGAUGCCCUCAACCUCCUCGCCCAGGUCGCGGACCUCGACGACGAGGAGUCCCGCGAGGGCAUCCAGGACCUGCCCAGCGUCAAGUCCGGCGCCAGCGACAAGCGCAGCCCCAAGAGAGGGUCGCGGAAGCCUUCCACGCCCGCCGUCACCUGCUAUCCGCCCAUCUCGGACGGGAUACUGAGCGCCUCGGUAGCGUCACGCCUGCUUUCAACUUACAUCCAACACUUCCAUCCCUUCUUCCCUGUGGCUGAUAAGUGCAUCCUGAGCCACUCGCCCGCCACCAUCUCUCACCAGAUAGAGUCGGAACCGCACCUCCUCACCGCCAUCUUCACCGUGACGUCCAAGGACGAGCCCUCCCUGUCCCGCGUCCACGAGGCGUGCUCGCGGUACAUGGAGACGCUCAUCUCGAAGCUGAUCUACAAGGGCUCGACCACCGUCGGCGCCGUCGAGGCCCUGCUGAUACUCGCGCAGUGGGCGCCGCAGAGGCUGCAGGAGAAGCCCACGGUGGGGAGGGGCGAGGAGGACGAGGGCGCGUGGAUGCAGAUCGGCGUCGCCAUCCGGUUGGCGUACCUGCAGAGCCUGGAGCAGACGGGCCUGUUGGCUGACAAGACGAGCCCGUCGUCCGAGACCUUUAGGAGGAAACGGAUCGUUUGGGCCGCCUGUUACAUGAGCGACCGCGAGGUAUCGAUUCGCGUCGGCAAGGGCUUCUGGUCGCGAGGGCCGGGACCAUCCACCAUUCCCCGCUCCGCCGACUUCCCCUCGUUGAGAACGCAGGAGGCGGGGUCCGACAACCUCGGGCAGCUGUUCCAGGCACAGCUCGAGCUGAUCCAGCUCUUCAGCAACGCCCAUGACAUCCUGUACUCGUCGUCGAGCCACAGGGCCCAGCUCUACCUGGGCGGGGAGUACGUGAGGUACAUCGACGACUCGUUCGCCGUUCUCCGGAAAUGGAAGAUUGUGUGGGGAAGUCUCAACUUCACGCCGCUGAUCAAAGCCGCGUUGAACCUCUCAUACGAGUUCCUCCGCCUGUACAUCAACGCCUUUGCCUUCCAGGCAACCAUCAACCGAGCCAUCACCAAGGCGCGUCAGCAGCAACAGCUGCAGCAGCAGCAGCAGCAGCAGAAUCCGCAGCAGCAGAACGGGAAUGAGGCGGCGGGCUCCCGGGCACGCGCGAGGCAGGCCCCGGGCAUCAGUAACUCCCUCUUCGCAGACCUGGCCAGCACGCCCGACGCCCGCUUCAUCUACGAGUCCAUGGACGCCGCCAACUCCCUGCUGAACAUCCUGAACACGUCCGUGGACCCCUCGACCGGGCUGAGGUACAUGCCGCUCAAGUACUACCUCUACGUCAUUUACGCAGCCGUAUUCCUAUUCAAGGCCCGCCUCGCCGGCGCCCUCGGCAACGAAGCAUCCGAAAGCGUGCGCCGCUCCAUAAACGUCACCAUCGAGUGCCUUCAGAAGUCGUCCUCGAGCGCCCACAGCCUGGGCCAGCGCUACGCCAGCCUGCUCUCCCUCCUCUGGCGCAGCAAGUCGCCGCAGGAGCUUUCCCGGCACCAGCACCAGCACCAGCACCAGCACCAGCACCAGCAACAUCAACAUCAACAACAACAUCAACAACAACAACAACAACAACAACAACAUCAUCAUCAUCAUCAUCAUCAUUAUCAUCCUUCCCAGAUCGCCGCCGCCGCCUCCGGGGGCCCGUACGAUCGCGACGCCGUCGGCGUCGACGACGGCCCCCCGGGGGUCUCGGGAGGACCGGGGUUCGCCCCGUCUUCCUCGGCCAACGGCGUGUCCCCCGCCACCGUCCCCGGGCCGGCCGGGCCGAACGCGACGGAUCGCUCCUCGACGGCUGGCUUCGGCGUCGGCGGCGGCGGCGGCGGGCACGCGCAGCAUCAUCACCAGCAUCAGCACGGGUUCGGAGGCGCGGGGGCCGGGCAGGGACACCCGGGAGCGAGCGGCUUCCCGGCGCAGUCCGACCUGCUCUUCCGGGGCUUCUCGUGGCGGGACCUGGACGACCUGGGCCAGUUCAUCGGCCCGGAGGACAUGGGCUUCUCGGACCCGGGGCACCUGGCGGCCAUGGGCGGGCCGGGCAAUCUGGACGACGGCGCGGCGUACGAUGUUCUUUGGCCGGGGAACGAUCCAGUUUUCUAG
This is a messenger RNA of Colletotrichum graminicola M1.001, 2583 nucleotides long. RefSeq names its product fungal specific transcription factor domain-containing protein. Gene Ontology annotation, cellular component: nucleus. The record is from RefSeq and is a predicted model, not a curated record. Bases 1 to 2583 code for a protein of 860 amino acids. Gene Ontology annotation, molecular function: DNA binding; zinc ion binding; DNA-binding transcription factor activity, RNA polymerase II-specific. Gene Ontology annotation, biological process: DNA-templated transcription. NCBI's taxonomy places the organism in Eukaryota, Fungi, Ascomycota, Sordariomycetes, Glomerellales, Glomerellaceae. The transcript has 6 exons.